Antechinus flavipes (yellow-footed antechinus) is the source of this 11630-nucleotide messenger RNA. It is a transcript of the gene EIF2AK2, whose product is annotated as eukaryotic translation initiation factor 2 alpha kinase 2. Gene Ontology annotation, biological process: protein phosphorylation. Bases 85 to 1740 code for a protein of 551 amino acids. The record is from RefSeq and is a predicted model, not a curated record. The transcript is spliced from 16 exons. Lineage: Eukaryota; Metazoa; Chordata; Mammalia; Dasyuromorphia; Dasyuridae. Gene Ontology annotation, molecular function: protein kinase activity; ATP binding.
GAACUACACUGAGACAUUCCCUGGGCUGGUUGCAGUGCUUCUGGAGCUGGGCUGUGGACUUCAUUUCCAAGUUCAACAAGAAGAAUGGCUAACAAUGUUCAACCACGUCUCUAUACUUCUGAACUCAAUAACUAUUGCCUGAGAAAAAAUAUGCAGGUUUCCUAUGAAGAAAUUUCAGUGACAGGACCUCCUCAUAAUAUGGAGUUUACAUUCAAAGCUGUAAUAGGAGACAGAGCAUUUCCAGAAGGUAAAGGCAAAUCAAAGAAAGAAGCAAAAAAUGUUGCUGCUGGGCUGGCUCUUUUCAUACUAGAGAAAGAGGAUAUGAGCUCGUUUAUGUCACCUCAACCAUCUCAAAAUUCAAGUGUCUCAGAAAGUAAAACACCCCCCAGUGUGGAUUAUAUUGCUCUUCUGAACCAGAAUGUACAAAAGAUGAGACUCACUUUGGAGUUCUUCAAACAACCAACAUCUGGAUUUUCAAGUUUUUCUUAUAGCUGCAAAAUUGGGAAAACAAGUUAUGAUCCUGGUAGAGGAUCUAGUAAACAAGAAGCUAAACAAGCUGCAGCUAAGAUUGCAUGUCAGAAGAUGCGAUUAGUUGAUAUUUCACAGGAAAAUGAUUCAAUAUCUCCUUCUGCUUGUAACCUUUCACGUACUGAUUCCCCCACUACAUCAUCUCUGAGUACAUCAACCUCAAAUGGUAUGGUGGUUGAAAGUGGAUUCUCAGAAGAUACUUCAGAAAGAAAUAAUAAUAAGAGCUUACAAAGUAUUUCUUCAUAUUCUCCGAAAUCUACAAGUGGUUGUCAACAGAAGGUUAAAAGGUUUUUGGCACCCACUUUUCAAAAACAACUUGACAAUAAUGAGAAAGAAGAAAAUAUGUAUAGUUGCAAUGAAAGGUUUCUCAAUGAUUUUUGUAACAUAAAAAUACUUAGCAGAGGUGGAUAUGGCCAAGUGUUUAAAGGAAUUCACAAACUUGACAAAAAAUCCUAUGCUAUUAAACGGGUUAAAUUUGAUAACGAGAAAGUAAAGCGUGAAGUAAAAGUUCUGGCCAAACUUGAUCAUGAAAAUAUUAUUAAAUAUAGUCUGUGUUGGGAUGGAGAUGAUUAUUAUGAUACUGAAGAGAGUGGACAUUUUCCCAGGUCAAAGAUAAAAUGUCUCUUUAUCGUAAUGGAACUCUGUGAAAGGGGAACAUUAAAGGAUUGGAUUAAUUCUAGAAGAGGCAGUGAGUUAGAUAAAGCUUUGUCUUUGAAUUUAUUUCAACAAAUAACAGCAGGAGUGGAAUAUAUACAUUCAAACAAUUUAAUUCACAGAGAUCUUAAGCCAUCUAAUAUAUUUUUAGUAGAUGAAACCAAAAUAAAGAUUGGUGACUUUGGACUUGUAACCUCAUUGAAAACUAAAGAUGAUCGGACAAAAGGUGUAGGAACACCUCUUUAUAUGAGCCCAGAGCAGAUCUUUUCCCUAGAAUAUGGGAAUGAAGUGGAUAUUUUUGCUUUGGGAUUAAUUCUUUUUCAACUUCUUUAUAUAAGUGCCACUGUUCAGGAGAUAUCAAAGAUCUGGGAAAAUGUGAAAAUUUGUAUUUUUCCAGAAGAAUUCAUCAAGAAGUACCCUAAGGAGCAAGUGAUGAUAGAGAAGCUACUUUCAAAAAAACCUGAAGACAGACCUAAAGCAUCUCAUAUCCUGAGGAUCCUGAAGACAUGGGAGAAAGAAGAAAGUGGUAGAGAGAUUAUGUAUUCACAUACAUAUUAGGUGCUUUAUUGAUGUGGAUGUGCUCUUAUUCCCACCUCUUACUUAUUUUGCGAUUUCUGGACUCUAUGGAAAAGCAUUGUUUUGAUUGUUCUAUCAUUUAUUUUAAUUGUAUUUGACUUAUGACCCCACUUUGGGGCUUCUUGGAAAAAACUCUGGAGUGGUUUGUUAUUUCCUUCUCCAGGUCAUUUUAUAGUUGAAGAAACCGAGACAAAUAAAAUGAAGUAAUGACUUAUUCAAUAUCACACAGUAAUCACUAAGUGUCUGAGGUCAGAUUUGAACUCAGGAAGAUGAGUCUUUUGGACUCUAGGCUGUACAUGGUAGCCAUUGUACCACCUAACUGAUCUGGAGAGCAUUAGAUACUUUCUAAUUAUUUUUAAUGCCAUUUUUUAUUAAUGUAGUAGUUCCUUAAUUUUUUAAUUCCAUUUUCAAGUUUAGUUUUUUUUUUUUUAAAGAAGUUUCCAUCUGUCAUUGAUUUUUCUUUGGCUUACUUAUGUUCUUCAAAAGUAAUAAAGGUCUUUGAAAUCUGAUUAUCCAGCCAUUAAAUUCAGAUGUUUACUCUUUUUUCCACUUUCAGUCUUAUUAAUCUCACCUUUGAUUUUCAGGAUUUCUAAUUUAGUGCUUAGUUAGGGAUUUUUAAGUUGUUAUUUUAAAAGUUUUUUUAGUUGCAUGCCAAAUUGUUGAUCUAUUCUUUUUCUGUUUUGUUAAUAGAAUUUAGAGAAACACAAUUUCCCCUAAAUUCUGGUUUAGCUGUAUCCCAUAAGUUUUAAGAUGUCUUAUUGUUGUCUGUUUUCUAAAAUAAUUUUUAAUUUAUUUCAUUAAAUAUCUCCCAACCACAUAUAAAAUUUAUUUAAUAAUUUUUCUUUAAUAAUAUUUUUUUUUCCAAAAACAUGUAAAGGGAGUUUUCAACAUUAAUUUUUGCAAAUUUUUUGUUCCAAAUUUUUUCUCCUUCUUUCCCUUUCUUCUUUCCAAGACAGCAAGAAAUCUGAUGUAAGUUAUACAUGUACAAUCCUUGCAAACAUAUUUUCCUAUUUGUCAUUAACAAUCUUUUUUUUAAUUUAAUAACUUUUUAUUGACAGAACCCAUGCCGGGGUAAUUUUUUACAACAUUAUCCCUUGGACUCACUUCUGUUCCGAUUUUUCCCCUCCUUCCCUCCAACCCCUCCCCGAGAUGACAAGCAGUCCUAUACAUGUUAAAUAGAUUACAGUAUAUCCUAGAUACAAUAUAUGUGUGCAGAACCAAACAGUUCUCUUGUUGCACAGGGAGAAUUGGAUUCAGAAGGUAAAAAUAACCUGGGAAGAAAAAUAAAAAUGCAAGCAGUUUACAUUCAUUUCCCAGUGUUCUUUCUUUGGGUGUAGUUGCUUCUGUGAGUUAGCUCUCUUUGUCAAAAAAAUCCACUUCCAUCAGAAUACAUCCUCAUACAGUAUCGUUGUUGAGGUAUAUAAUGAUCUCCUGAUUCUGCUCAUUUCACUUAGCAUCAAUUCAUGUAAGUCUCACCAAUCCUCUCUGUAUUCAUCCUGCUAGUCAUUUCUUACAGAAUAAUAAUAUUUCAUAACAUUCAUAUACCACAAUUUACUCAAUCAUUCUCCAAUUGAUGGGCAUCCAUUCAUUUUCCAGCUUCUAGGCACUACAAAAAGGGCUGCCACAAACAUUUUGGCACAUACAGGUCCUUUUCCCUUCUUUAGUAUCUCUUUGGGGUAUAAGCCCAGUAGAAAUACUGCUGGAUCAAAGGGUAUGCACAGUUUGAUAACUUUUUAAGCAUAGUUCCAAAUUGCUCUCCAGAAUGGCUGGAUGUGUUCACGAUUCCACCAACAAUUUAACAAUCAUUUUUUAAAAAUUUAAGUUUCAAAUUCUCUUCCUUUUUCUUGACCCUCCCCUCUCUUUGAGAAGGCAAGCAAUUUGAUUUACAUGCGGUCAUGCAAAACAUUUUUGUUGUAAAAGAAAGCAUAAACAAAACAAUAAAGGCCAGGAAAUUUUUAAAAAGUGUGCUUCAAUUUAUAUUCAGAAUUCAUCAGUUCUCUUUCUGUAGAUGGAUAAUAUUUUUCAUGGGAUCUUUGAAAUUGUCUUGAUUAGAGUAGCUAAGUCUUUCACAGUUGUUCAUACUUAAAAUCUUGCUGUUGCUGUGUAUGAUGUUUUUCUGGUUCUGUUCACUUCGUUUUACAUAAGUUCAUAUAAAUCUUCCCAGAUUUUUCUUUAACUAUAUGUGUAUGCUAUUCCCUCUUUGAGCCAAUUCCAAUGAGAAUAAUCUUCAAGUAUUAAUUGCCACUUCUCCCAUCUAUUUUCCUGUCCACUGUAAAAACUCUUCCUUUCACACUUCUUAUAUAUUAGAUAAUUCCCCCAUUUUUCCUUUCCUUUCCCUUUUUCCAGUGCAUCCCUCUUUAUCACCCUUUACAUUUUUUUUUUUGAAAUUAUCUGUAAUUUGACUAUAUAAUAUGCCUGGGAGUUUUCAUUUUGGGUUCUCUUUUAGGAGAUAAUCAAUGGAGUCUUUCAGUUUCUAUUUCACUCUCUGGUUCUAGGGUAUCGGGGCAGUUUUCAUUAAUAACUUCUUGAAAUAUUAUGUAUAAGUUCUUUUAUUGAUUAUGGCUUUCAGGUAAUCCAAUAAUUCUUAAUUUAUUUCUCCUCAAUCUAUUUUCCAAAUUAGCUGUUUUUUUUCCAAUCAGACACUUCAUAUUUUUUUUCUUGAUGUCUUGUAGAGUCAUUAGCUUCAACUUGUCUGAUUCUAAUUUUUAAGAAUCAUUGAGCUUUUGUACCUCCUUUUCCAUUUGGUCAAUUCUGCUUUUGGAAAUAAGGAAUUAUUUUCGGCAAUGAAUUUUUGUAUCUCUUUUUUCCCACUUGGCCAAUUUUGUUUAAGGGUGUUUUCUUCAGUAUUUUUUUGUGCCUCUGAAACACGCUGUUAAUUGUUGUCUCAUAAUUUUCUUCCUUUGCUUUCAUUGCUUUACCUAAUUUUUCCUCUACUACUCUUAUUUGAUUUGGAAAAUCUUUUUUGAACUCUUCUAAGAAUUCUUGUUGGGUUUCUAUACAAUUUAUAUAUAUAUAUAUUUUGAUGUUUUGCUUGUUGCUGUUUUGACUUGUCUUUUUUGAGUUUGUGUCCCUGUCACAAUGAUAAAUUUUUUUUUACAAUGAUAGAUUUUUAAGAUCAAAUUCUUUUUGUUAUUUAUCCACCUAUUUCUUGAUUUGUAACUUCAUAUUUAAGUUGAGCUUUGUUCCCAGCAUGGAGAAAUGAAGGAUUCUUUUUCAGCUUUGAUAUUUUUCAGCCUGCUGUUUUCAUAACUAAUUCUGGGAAUUUGGGAGUUUUUGGUGCUUUUUAAAUAGUGUGAUUUAGGGAGAGAUGUUAUUGUUCUCUUGGUCUGCAAUCUGGUCCUUACUUAGAAAAGACCCCUGAUCCUUUGAAAUUGCAAUUAUUACUUUUGCUCAGGGUCUCAUUUCCCUUGAGACCAGAUUUGCUGAUCUCCUUGGACCAAAGUGAUAUUGCCUUUCAGGGUUUUCACUCUCUCUUGACUAAAAAUAUUCCUCUUUAACUUUGAACUAUGACCCAGAAGUGGGUAUCAGCAGCUGAGUAGCCAAGUAAUUGUCCUUCAGAAUUCCCACUCUCCUCUUGACUAAAAUACUGCCUUAUUAUUUUCUUAUGACUAAUUUCAGUUCCUUUAACCUUUCCAGCUUGAAAACUCCUGAAAAUGUUUUUUCACCAUAAUGUAUUUCUGCCACUGGUGUUCUAGACCACUCUCCUCCCCCAUGUCACAUAUCUCUCUUUCCAACUUAUUCUGUUGUCUUGGGCUGGAAGAAUAUCUUACUCUAACCUUUUGAUGGCUCUGCCACUCUGGAAUUCAAUUUGAGCAGUCAUUUUAAGGUUGUUCGGAAGAGAAUAUUGGAAUACCUCAGUUUUCAUCUACUCUACCUUUUUGAGUCCAUUCCCGAAAUUUUCUAUUCUCUUUAAAAAGUUGUUUUCUCUAAUGAACAAGAAUUUAUCUCUUCCUCUUACCAUCUUUCUCUCCUCCGUUGUUUCUCUCCCUUCACUGACCAUGUUCAAGGAUCAUACAUCUCAUUCUGAAAUUUUGGUCAUCAUUGUUCCUUUGGAAACUUAAUCUCUAAUAUUCUAUUUACCUCUUUAAUUUCUUUCUUAUUUGUUUUGUGAUUUAUCUAAAUCUGAGAGUGCAAGAUUGAGAUCUCCCACUAUUAUAGUUUUGCUGUCUAUUUCUUCUCACAACUCUCUUAACUUCUCUUUAAGGAAGUUAGAUGCUAUACCACUUGGUGCAUAUAUGUUUAAUACUGAUAUUGCUUCAUUGUCUAUAGUACCCUUAAGCAAGAUAUAGUUUCCUUCCUUAUCUCUUUUAAUUAGAUCAAUCUUUGCUUUUGCUUGAUCUGAGAUAAGGAUGGCUGCCCCUGCUUUUUUGACUUCACCUGAAGCAUAAUAGAUUCUGCUCCAGCCUUUUACCUUUACUCCCUGUUUUAAAUGUGUUUCCUGUAAACAACAGAUUGUAGGGUUCUUCUGACUUUUGAUCUAGUCUGCUAUCCGCCUCCUCUUUAUGGAAGAGUUCAUCCCAUUCAUAUUUACAGUUAAAAUAACUGUUUUUCCUGCCUAAUAUCCCCACUUCUUCCCUAGCAUUAAACUUAUUGGUCUCACUAACGUCACGCAGCUCUUCCUCUUUAGUAUCCCUCUCUCCUCCCUUUGAAUUCCUUCCCCUUUCUUGUACCCUUCCCUUAUUACUCUUUUUCCUUCUCCCUUUUCCUCUCCCACUUUUUAAUGAAGUAAGAGAAGAAUCUCUGUAAAACAAAUAUGUCAAUUGUUUCCUCUUUGAGCCAACUCUGAUGAGAGUAGGAUUCACACAAUGUUCCUCCCCCUCUCUAAGUUCCCUCAUAUAUGAUAGGUUUCCUUUGCCUCAUUGUCGCAUGUAGUGGAAACUUAAUCUCAAAAACUCUAGAUCAGUCCAAGUAUAAAAUCAAGUGUCCAGGAGGUUACUUACAGCAAGAAGAACUUGUAUGUUCAGAAAUGUUCCUAGCAAUAUUAUGAGAGGGAAAAAAGAGUCCGGAAUAAAAUAUGCUUCCAACAAUUGGGAAAUGACUAAGAAAUUAUGGUGGUUGAAUUAAUAGUAUCAUUGCACUCUAAGAAAGGAUAGAUGUGAAGAAUUCAAAGGCACCUAGAAAGAUUAUGAAAUGAGAAAGAGGAAGAUAUAGCAUGACUACAGUAAUAUAAACAAACUAACCAGAAAGCAUAAAAGUCUGUCCUCAUUCUGUGGAUGAUGUUAAUAUUACACUGCCAAAGUUCCAGUUCUCAUAACUCCUUUCUCUCAAUAAAUGAUAAUAUAAUUUUAUUUGAGGAAUGUGCUUUAUGGGGUGGUUCAGUUUGAUGUUUGUUGGGAAGCUUCUGUUGUGUCAAAACAAAGUAUUUCAAUUAAAAAAAAGCUGAGGGUGACCCCAACAAAAUCAAAGAAAGAAGAAAAGGAUCCAUUUUUACAAAAAUAUGUACAGCAGCUCCUUUUGUAAUGACAGAGAACUAGAAAUUAAAGGGAUACCCAUCAGUUGGGAAAGGACUGAACAAUCAUAAUAUAGGAAUGUAAUGGACUAAUCCAACCAUUCUGGAGAGCAAUUUGGAACUAUGCCCAAAAAGCACACAAACUGUGCAUACCUUUUGUUCUAGUAAUAUCACUACUAGGUCUGUAUCCCAAAGACAUCAUAAAAAAGGGGAAAGCACCCACAUGUGCAAAAAUUUUUAUAUAAGCUUUUUCAUGGUGGCCAAAAUAUUGGAAAGUGAGGGGAUGUCCACCAAUUGGAGAAUGACUGAAUAAGUUGUAGUAUGUGAAUGGAAUGAAAUACAAAUAUGCAAUAAAUGAUGAGCAGCAGACAUAUUCAGAAAAUCCUGGAAAGACUUGUACAAACUGAUGCAAAAUGAAAUUAGCAGAAUCAGGAAAACAUUGUACACAAUAUCAGAAACAUUAUAUGAUGAUCAAUUAUGAAUGACUGACAGCUCUUUUGAACAACACAAUCACCUACAAAGGACUCAUGAUGGAAAAAUGCUAUCCACAUUCAGCUAAAGAACUAAUAGACUCUAAAUACAAAUUGAAGCAUAUUUUCCCACUUAUUUUUUAAAAAUAUAUUUUUCUUUUGAUAUGUUUCUUCUUUCACAACUGUAACUAAUACGGAGAUAAUAAUUUACAUGAUUGAAUAUAUGUAAUCUAUAUAAAAUUGCCAAUCAUUUUUUGGAGGAGAGGGGAGAAGGGAGGGAAAAAAAUUAAUGCUAAAAUUUUUCUUGACUAUAUAAUUUGGAAAAAUGCCAUUAAAAUAAUAACAAAAGUGAACAUUUUAAAGACAAAAAACUUUUUAAAAUUUUAUUUUUUCAGUUAAUUAUAUGAAUAUAUCUAUUCUACCUUCCAACCUGCCCCACUACCAUUGCCCCCAAUUUAAGAGAGAAAAAGAAAAACAAAACAUUUGUGACAAAUAUGCAUAGUGAAACAAAAUAAAUCCCCACAUUGAUCAUGUCCAAAAAUAUGUCUCCUGCAACUUGGAUUCAUUACCUGCUCUGUCAGGUGAUAGUUGUUGCUAUUCAUUCUUUGUUCUCUAAGAAGACUAAUGACAUCAUGAGGUAACUUUCUUGACUUGCACAUGAACUGGAUUUAAGUGAGGCAGAACUGUGCAAAAUCUUUAGCCUUCCUCUGCCCUCCAUAAUCAUCAAAGUCCAGUGGCAAGAUCAGAAGGUGGAUAGCAUAUAUUGGCUCCUGCACCAAUCAGAUUUCUUAAGUUGGCAAUAUGCAAUGAAUAAUCUCGAUUCCUAGGGAUUCACUUAUACUACUCAUGACAGGGAAGUGAUAGACUCAUUUUGCAGAAUGAGACAUACAUUUUUGGACAUGGCCAAUAUGAGGAUUUGCUUUGCUUGAUUAAGUAUAUAUGCCAUGAGUUUUGUGUUUUUUUCUCUUUUUAAUGGAGGGAAGAAAAAAUGCUUUUUAAUUGAAAUUUUAACCCCUCCCCCCCAAAGGAUGAGAUAUUAAAUAUAACAAAUGAUUUUAAGCAUUUAUUUUGUGAGGCAUCCAAAAUAUAAAAAAGUGAUUAAUAUUUUUUGAAUUGAAUUUCAAUAGCAUUUUAAAGUAUCCAAAGGACCCACCUAACAAUCUGUGAUGUAGGCAAUACAAAUAAUAAGAUAUUUGUCUUGGCUUCAUGGAAGUUGCACUACAGUAAUGAGAUAGGAGAAAUAAACUUACAGCACAGGAUAAAAUUCUACCCUAAAGACCUACGCCAAGUUUCACUGUGAUGCAGAAAUGAUCCUGGGUUUUGGAAGACUACGCCGGUAAAGUUCAAGCCUUAACAUGUCCUAUUAAGCUAGAAAAGUUUCAAGCACACACAUAAAUGUACUAAAUGUUUGUAGUACAAGGAGUAGCCUGCAAAGCCUGGAGAAGCUCAUCACGCAGUUGUCAUUAGAUGAAUUUUUUUGUCCAUUGCAAUUCACAAAGACCAUCUACUAAGUUAUAGGGGCUGCAUUCAUUAAUAGAGGUGAUAUUCAGACCAAUGAAAUUAUAUGUAAUUUAUUGAAGUAAGUGCAUAAGAGAGAUGCAAACAAUAUGUUCCAUUCCAAAGAAAGGGAAAGAUUAUUAUCAGGAGGGAAUCAGUCUGGGGAAGAGUUGGAAAAUGAAGUAGUAACUGACACUGGAAGACAAUAAUUGAUAAAUUAUUGAAUGUUAUAUAGUGCCAUAUAGUUAAGCUGACAUAGAGAUUGCUUCCAGCUUAGGUAUUUGUGAAAAACUUGGAGGGAAUAUAUUUAUACUGAUAUUUGGACAAAGUUGUCUCAAAGUAGGAAACUAUAGAAAUUAGCCUUUAUUUUUACUAAUUUGGACCUAUAGGAAACCUUACAAUUGCAUCUAGAUUUCUUUUGGAGAAAAAUGAAAAAUGGAAUUUCAGACCAGCUGGUAACAGUUUGAGUAUUCCACAGUGACAAGUUUUAUAAUAAUGCCUUUGUGAUUUUCUAAAUGUUUCUGAUGUCUAUCCUUGAUCUAUUCAUUUAUCCAGUUUUGCUAAUCAGUUUAUUUUGGCCUUAUGAUUCCUGAAAUAGCCUACUGUCUUGGAUCCCAAAGACUUAUGUAUAAUUAUGCUUGAUUUCCUUAUGAAUUUGCAUGGGCACACUGCUUUGCCUCUCACCCAUUAUGGAUUGUGUAUGUAAAUAUCUAUUUUAUUUUUUCCCAUCUGGCACAAUAGAAAAUACCUGGAUAUCCUAUCCUUCUAAUCUCAACUAUCCACUCAUUUAUUUUGGUGUAACUGUCCCUUAUAUUAUUAAUCAAAUAUACUUUCAUGAAGCUCAUUAAUGAAAGUGGUUGAGAGAACUUCCUGCAUUUUUGACUGUAAGGACAAGCUCUUAUUUUAAUCUGAAUCUAAAACUUUAUAUUUUAUGAGGAAGCAUGUCAUGGGGAGUAAGAAAAGUGAAAAAUGACUUCAACUCAUUUUAAGCAAAUGCAGUCAUGAGACAAGAAAUUGUCAUAUUAUUUGUGCACAAUGAUUUUGUGCAUAUAUCUGAUAUUAUUGAACUAGAAAACAGUAUCUCUAGUACUUGAUGGGUCAAUAUUUGGCUCCCCUCCCACAGAAACUCAGUAAUAACCUUUUCAUUUAGCUAAUCUGAUUCUCAGGUACCUCACAGAAUUUAUUAUUAGAUCCUUUCUUGCUUGAUAAUAUCUUGUGUUCUACUGAUACAGCCUUUGAUGAUCCAGGUCUUCCAUUUCACAGUCAUUUGAGUAUAAUGUCAGUGGAAGGAAUCUGAAAAUUAUAUACAUGAAAGUUUAACAUCAACUAAUUAAGAUCUCCCCCACCUCUUAGACUGUAAAUUUUUUGGAGAUAGGAAUGACACAAAAAUUUCUUUUGUAAUUUCCAUAGUACAUAACACCCAGUGCAUAUUGACUGAUUGAUUCUCAUAGGAGUUUUAAACCAGUUGUACAUUAUGCAGACCACCAUGUAUUUAAUUGAAACACUCAAAUUUUCUGAGUCUAACUUGAUGGGAAAUACUUUGUUUAAUCUAUUUCUGAGUUAUUACCAUUUUGUAAUGAUAGUGUAAAGUUGAGAGCUGCAUUGAAUCUUGGCUUUUGACAAUUACUAGCUGUGAAACUAACUGGUCUUUGAACCUGAAAUUUCUUCACCUGUCAAAUAAUACUAUAGAUACUAGGUAGCUCACAAGGUUGCUGUAGAAAUGUGAGUUGUUAUUAUAACUGUAUAAUUUUUUACCCUUCUGCUAGAUUUUAUUUCUUGAUUAUUAUAUUUUAUAUACCCUUCAUUUCAAUAUAUCUGUAUGUGCAUAUCUUUGUAUACAUAUAUAUGCAAAUGUACAUAUAAUUAUAUAAGUUCACAAAUAACAGUUAUAUAUUGUAUUUCCCCCUAUAUAUGUAUUACAUAAUCUCUUUCCUCCCUUGAUGACUACCUCCUGUAACAAAGAACAAUCAAUGUGGGGAUUUAUUAAAAAAAAAAAAAACCCUAACCAAGUCUACUACAUCUCACUCUAUAUGUACUGUUUUAUAUCUAUAUUCACAGUUUCUCACCUAUGCAAAAAAAAGAACUAGUGCAUUUUCUCAUAAUUUUUUGGGAACCAGGUUGGUUAUUAUAACUUUUGUUUUCUAUGGUCAUUGCAUAUAUUAUUUUCUCGAUUGUACUCCCUUUAUUCUGUUAUUAGUUCAUACAAGUCUCUUCAUGCUAAUUUCUGUAUUUUUUCAUAUUCAUCAUUUCUUACACUGCAAUAAUAUUACAUUAUAUUAAUAAUGUAUUAAAACUUGUGUAAUCAUUCUCUAAUUGGUAGGCAUCUACUUACUUUGUUUCCAAUUCUGUGGUACCACAGAGAGUGUUAUUAUAACUUCUUGUAUGCAUAUGGGAUCUUUGUAUCUUUCUUAAUUGAAGUAUAUAUCAAGUAAUAAAUGGGGUCUUUGAAUCACUGA